GCCCCGCCGCUCGCUCCGCCCGCCGCCCGCGCCCACACCAGAGCAGCCAUGGAGGAGGUUGUGAUUGCUGGCAUGUCUGGGAAGCUGCCCGAGUCGGAGAACUUGGAGGAGUUCUGGGCCAACCUCAUCGGUGGCGUGGACAUGGUAACAGAUGAUGACAGGAGGUGGAAGGCAGGACUCUACGGCCUGCCCAAGCGGACCGGCAAGCUGAAGGACUUGUCCAAGUUCGACACCUCCUUCUUCGGGGUCCACCCAAAGCAGGCUCACACGAUGGACCCCCAACUGCGCUUGCUACUGGAGGUCGCCUACGAGGCCAUCCUGGAUGGAGGCAUCAACCCAGCCUCCCUGCGAGGGACACACACAGGCGUCUGGGUGGGUGUGAGCGGCUCAGAGGCCUCAGAGGCUCUGAGCCGAGACCCCGAGAAUCUCCUGGGCUACAGCAUGGUGGGCUGCCAGCGGGCUAUGAUGGCCAACCGUCUUUCCUUUUUCUUUGAUUUUAAAGGACCCAGCAUCGCUCUGGACUCAGCCUGCUCCUCCAGCCUGCUGGCGCUUCAGAGCGCCUAUCAGGCCAUCCGCAACGGGGAGUGCCCGGCGGCCAUCGUGGGCGGCAUCAACAUCUUACUCAAGCCCAACACCUCCGUGCAGUUCAUGAAGCUCGGCAUGCUGAGUCCCGAAGGCUGCUGCAAGUCCUUCGACGAGUCCGGGAACGGCUACUGCCGCUCAGAGGCGGUGGUGGCCGUCUUGCUGACCAAGAAGUCCCUGGCCCGGCGUGUGUACGCCACCAUCCUCAAUGCCGGCACCAACACAGACGGCUGCAAGGAGCAAGGUGUGACCUUCCCCUCUGGGGACGUGCAGGAACAGCUCAUCCGCUCCUUGUACGAGCCAGCCGGGCUGGACCCAGAGUCUCUUGAGUAUAUCGAAGCCCACGGCACGGGCACCAAGGUGGGGGACCCCCAGGAGCUGAACAGUAUCACCCGAGCCCUGUGUGCCACCCGCCGGGACCCCCUGCUGAUCGGGUCCACCAAGUCAAACAUGGGGCACCCCGAGCCUGCCUCGGGGCUCGCGGCUCUGGCCAAGGUGCUGCUGUGCCUGGAGCACGGGCUCUGGGCCCCCAACCUGCACUUCCACAGCCCGAACCCUGAGAUCCCCGCGCUUCUGGACGGACGGCUGCAGGUGGUGCGCCAGCCCCUGCCCAUCCGCGGAGGCAACGUGGGCAUCAAUUCCUUUGGCUUCGGAGGCUCCAACGUGCACGUCGUCCUCCAGCCCAACCUGCGGCCGCCCCCGGCGCCUGCCCCGCACGCCGCCCUGCCCCGUCUGAUGCUGGCCAGCGGGCGCACCCCUGAGGCCGUGCAGUGCCUGCUCGAACAGGGCCAGCGGCACAGCCAGGACCUAGGCCUCCUGAGCAUGCUCAACGACAUCGCAGCCAGCCCCCCCACCGCCAUGUCCUGCCGAGGCUACACCGUGCUGGGCGGCAAGGGCCACGGGCAGGAGGUGCAGCACGUGCCGGCUGGCGAGCGGCCCCUCUGGUUCAUCUGCUCCGGGAUGGGCACGCAGUGGCGCGGGAUGGGCUUGAGCCUCAUGCGCCUGGGCAGCUUCCGAGACUCCAUCCUGCGCUCCGACAAGGCCGUGAGGCCCCUGGGCCUGCAGGUGUCCGAGCUGCUGCUGACCACGGACGAGGCCGCCUUCGACGACAACGUCUACGCCUUCGUGAGCCUCACUGCCAUCCAGAUUGCCCUCAUAGACUUGCUGACCUCGGUGGGUCUGCGGCCUGACGGAAUCAUCGGGCACUCCCUGGGCGAGGUGGCCUGCGGCUACGCAGACGGCUGCCUCUCGCAGGAGGAGGCCAUCCUCGCUGCCUACUGGAGGGGCCAGUGCAUCAAGGAAGCCAACAUCCCGCCAGGGGCCAUGGCGGCCGUGGGCUUGUCCUGGGAGGAGUGUAAGCAGCGCUGCCCUGCUGGCGUCGUGCCCGCCUGCCACAACUCCGAGGACACCGUGACCAUCUCAGGACCGCAGGCGGAGGUGGCCGCGUUCGUGGCAGAGCUGAAGCAGGAAGGUGUGUUUGCCAAGGAGGUGCGGACGGGCGGCAUAGCCUUCCACUCCUACUUCAUGGACUCCAUCGCCCCCACGCUGCUGCAGGAGCUCAAGAAGGUGAUCCGGGAGCCGCGGCCCCGCUCGGCACGCUGGCUCAGCACAUCCAUCCCUGAGGCCCAGUGGCAGGGCAGCCUGGCCCGCACGUUCUCGGCAGAGUAUAAUGUCAACAACCUGGUUAGCCCCGUGCUGUUCCAGGAGGCGCUGUGGCACGUGCCCGCCAACGCCGUGGUGGUGGAGAUCGCCCCCCACGCCCUGCUGCAGGCCGUUCUCAAGAGAGGCCUCAAGCCCAGCUGCGCCAUCCUUCCCCUGAUGAAGAAGGACCAGAGUGACAACCUGGAGUUCUUCCUCAGCAGCGUGGGCAAGUUGCACCUGUUAGGCUUCAGCGUCAACCCCAACGGCCUGUUUCCACCUGUGGAGUUUCCAGUUCCCCGGGGGACCCCUCUCAUCUCCCCUCACAUCAAGUGGGACCAUAGUCAGACCUGGGACGUGCCCACCGCCGAUGACUUCCCCAGCGGCCCUCACAGCUCCCCUGCCACCAUCUGCAACAUUGACACCAGCCCCGAGUCCCCUGACCACUACCUGGUGGACCACUGCAUCGACGGCCGCAUCCUCUUCCCGGCCGCCGGCUACCUGUGCCUGGUCUGGAAGACUCUGGCAAGUGCCUUUGGCCAAAUCAUGGAGCAGCUGCCCGUGGUGUUUGAGGACGUGACGGUGCAUCAGGCUACCAUCCUGCCCAAUACCGGGACCGUGUCCCUGGAAGUGCAGCUUCUACAGGCUUCCCGAAGCUUCGAGGUGUCUGACAACGGCAGCCUGAUAGUGAGCGGGAAGGUUUACCAGUGGGAGGACCCCGACACCAAGCUCUUCGACAGACAGGACAGCCUGUACCGCACGGACCCCACGGCUACGUUCCACCUGAGCCAGGGGGACGUGUACAAAGAGCUGCGUCUGUGCGGCUAUGACUACGGCCCUCAUUUCCAGGGCAUCCUCGAGGCCAACCUUGAAGGCACCGCGGGCCGGCUGCUGUGGAACGGCAAUUGGGUGACGUUCCUGGACACCAUGCUGCAGAUGUCCAUCCUGAGCAUGGCCCAGCACACCCUACGCCUGCCCACACGCAUCACCUCCAUCCACAUCGACCCCGCCACCCACCUGCGCAGGAUGUACUCGCUGCAGGACAAGGCCCAAGCGGUCGACGUGGUGGUGAGCAGCUGUCUGCACAGCACGGUGGCCGGCGGCAUCCUCCUGUCGGGCCUCCACGCCGAGGUGGCCCCGAGGCGGCAGCAGGAGCAGUUCGUACCCAUCCUGGAGAAGUUCUGCUUCACGCCGUACACAGAGCAGGGGCUCCUCGCUGGAGACCCAGCCCUGCAGGAGGCGCUACAGAUGUGCAGAGGGCUGGCACUGGCACUGCAGACUAGGGUGGCCCAGCAGGGGCUGAAGAUGGCGGUACCUGGGCUGGACGGGGCCCCGGCCCCGGCCCCCCAGGAGCCACCGCAGCAAGGCCUGCCCCGCCUGCUGGCGGCUGCCUGCCAGCUGCAGCUCAAUGGGAGCCUCCCACUGGAGCUGGGCCAGCUGCUGAAGCAGCAGCGCCCCCUGCUGCAGGACGACCCCCUGCUCACCGGCCUCCUCGACUCCCCGGCGCUCAAGGCCUGCGUGGACACCGCCCUGGAGAACACGACCAGCCUCAAGAUGAAGGUUGUGGAGGUGCUGGCUGGCGACGGCCACCUAUAUUCCCGCAUCCCAGCGCUGCUUAACACCCAGCCCAUGCUGCAGCUGGACUACAUAGCCACGGACCGCCACACUCAGGCCCUGGAGGCUGUCCAGGCCACGCUGCAGGAGCACGGCAUAGCCCAGAGCCAGUGGGACCCCUUGGGCUCCGCCCCCAGCCACCUGGGCAUGGCUGAUCUCCUUGUGUGUAACUGUGCCGUGGCCAGCCUCGGUGAUCCGGCCACGGCCAUCGGCAACAUGCGGGCCGCUCUCAAGGAGGGUGGCUUCCUACUUCUGCACGUCCUGCUCAAAGGACACCCCCUCGGAGAGACGGUCGCCUUCCUCACGUGCCCUGAGCCGCAACGAGGCCAGCAGAGCCUCCUCAGCCAGGACCAGUGGGAGAGUCUGCUUGCCAGGGCGUCCCUGUGCCUAGUGGCCCAGAAGAGGUCCUUCUACGGUUCUGUGCUCUUCCUGUGCCGCCGGCCGCUCCUGCGGGACAGCCCUGUCUUCCUGCCUGUGGAGGACACCACCUUCCAGUGGGUAGACUCCCUGAAGAACGUUCUGGAAGACUCCUCCCUCCGGCCCGUGUGGCUGACCGCUGUCAGUGGGGUCACCUCAGGCGUCGUGGGCUUGGUGAACUGCCUCCGCAAGGAGCCCAGCAGGCACCGGAUCCGGUGCAUCCUGGUGUCCAACCUCAGCAGCAAGGUUCACACCCCCAGUUUGGACCCUGGCUCCUCAGAGCUGCAGAAGGUGCUGCAGGGGGACCUUGUGAUGAACGUCUACCGAGACGGGGCCUGGGGGUCCUUCCGCCAUUUCCCACUGGAGCGUGGCCUGCCGGAGGAGCAAACCGAGUACGCCUUCGUGAACGUCCUCACCCGGGGGGACCUCUCCUCCAUCCGCUGGGUCUGCUCGUCUCUGCGGCACCCCCGGCUCACCAGCCCUGGCGUCCAGCUCUGUUCUGUCUACUAUGCUUCCCUUAACUUCCGAGAUAUCAUGCUGGCCACAGGCAAGCUCUCCGCUGAUGCCAUCCCAGGGAAACGGGGCGUCCACGACUGUGUGCUGGGCAUGGAGUUCUCUGGCCGAGACGCCAGCGGCAGGCGUGUCAUGGGGCUGGUGCCCGCUGAAGGCCUGGCUACCUCUGUCCUGCUCUCUCAGGACUUCCUUUGGGAGGUGCCCUCCAGCUGGACCCUAGAGGAGGCAGCUUCGGUGCCUGUGGUCUACACCACCGCCUACUACUCGCUGGUGGUGCGGGGGCGCAUACAGCCUGGGGAGACGGUGCUCAUCCACUCGGGCUCAGGCGGCGUGGGCCAGGCCGCCAUCACCAUCGCACUCAGUCUGGGCUGCCGCGUCUUCACGACUGUGGGGUCGGCCGAGAAGCGGGCGUACCUCCAGGCCAGGUUCCCCCAGCUCAGCGCCACCUGCUUUGCCAACUCCCGGGACACAUCUUUUGAACAGCACGUGCUGCGGCACACGGCAGGGAAGGGUGUGGACCUGGUCUUGAAUUCUCUGGCGGAAGAAAAGCUGCAGGCCAGCGUGCGGUGCCUGGCCCAGCACGGCCGGUUCCUGGAAAUCGGCAAAUUCGACCUUUCCAACAAUCACCUGCUGGGCAUGGCCGUUUUCCUGAAGAACGUGACCUUCCACGGGAUCCUGCUGGACUCGCUCCUGGACGAGGUCAAUGCCAGGUGGCAGGAGGUGGCGGCGCUGCUGAAAGCAGGCAUCCGGGACGGCGUGGUGCAGCCCCUCAAGUGCACCGUCUUCCCCAAGGACCAGGUGGAGGACGCAUUCCGCUUCAUGGCCCAAGGGAAGCAUAUCGGGAAGGUGGUCGUCCAGGUGCGCCAGGAGGAGCCGGAGGCGGUGCUGCGGGAGCCGAGUCCCACCCUGAUGACCGCCGUGUCCAGGACCUUCUGCUCGGCCCACAAGAGUUACGUCAUCACCGGGGGCCUGGGCGGCUUCGGCCUGGAGCUGGCCCAGUGGCUUGUGCUGCGAGGGGCCCGGAAGCUCGUGCUGACCUCUCGCUCCGGAAUCCGCACAGGCUACCAGGCCAAGCAGGUCCGGGAGUGGAGGCGUGAGGGCGUGCAGGUCCUGGUGUCCACCAGCAACGCCAGUUCGCUGGAUGGGGCCCAGAGACUAAUCGAUGAGGCCACACAGCUGGGCCCCGUGGGAGGCGUCUUCAACCUGGCCGUGGUCCUGAAAGAUGCCAUGCUGGAGAACCAAACCCCGGAGCUCUUCCAGGACGUCAACAAGCCCAAGUUCAGCGGCACUGUGAACCUUGACAGGGUGACCCGAGCUGCGUGCUCCGAGCUGGACUACUUCGUGGCUUUCUCCUCCGUGAGCUGCGGGCGUGGCAAUGCUGGCCAGGCCAACUACGGCUUCGCCAACUCCACCAUGGAGCGUGUGUGUGAGAAGCGCCAGCAUGAUGGCCUCCCGGGCCUCGCCAUUCAGUGGGGCGCCAUCGGCGACGUAGGCCUCAUCAUGGAGGGUUCAGGUUCCAAUGACGUGGUCAUCGGUGGAACGCUGCCCCAGCGGAUCGCCUCCUGCCUGGAGGUGCUGGACCUCUUCCUGAACCAGCCCCACCCCGUCUUGAGCAGCUUCGUGCUGGCCGAGAAGGCCACCAGCCCCAGUGACGGCACUCACCAGCAGGAUCUGAUGAAGGCCGUGGCCCACAUCCUGGGCAUCCGAGACUUGGCCACCGUCAACCUGGACAGCUCCCUGGCGGACUUGGGCCUGGACUCGCUCAUGGGUGUGGAGGUGCGCCAGAUGCUGGAGCGGGAGCUCGACCUGGUGAUGUCCAUGAGGGACAUCCGGCAUCUGACGCUGCGGAAGCUACAGGAACUCUCCUUGAAGACCAGCACAGCUGACAAGCUGGCAGCCCCCGCGCCCAAGGAAGACAGUCCUGCCAGCCAGCAGGCCCAGCCGAGCCUGAGCACCCUGCUGGUGAAUCCUGAGGGCCCGACCUUGACGCAGCUCAACUCGGUGCAGAGCUCGGAGCGCCCCCUGUUCCUGGUGCAUCCCAUCGAAGGCUCCAUCACUGUGUUCCGCAGCCUGGCGUCCAAGCUCAGCAUCCCCACCUACGGCUUACAGUGCACUCGAGCUGCGCCUCUGGACAGCAUCCAGAGUCUGGCCGCCUACUACAUCGAGUGCAUCAGGCAGGUGCAGCCGGAGGGGCCCUACCGCAUCGCUGGCUAUUCCUACGGGGCCUGCGUGGCCUUCGAGAUGUGCUCGCAGCUACAGGCCGCACAGCAGAGCCCUGCCCCCACACAUAACAGCCUCUUCCUGUUCGAUGGCUCACACUCCUACGUGCUGGCCUACACGCAGAGUUACCGCGCAAAGCUGACCCCCGGCUGUGAGGCCGAGGCCGAGGCCGAGGCCAUGUUCUUCUUUGUGCAGCAGUUCAUCAACGUGGAGCACAGCAGGGUGCUGGAGGCGCUGCUGCCCCUUAAGGGCCUCGAGGAGCGCGUGGCGGCCACCGUGGACCUGAUCCUGCGCAGCCACGCAGGCCUGGACCGCCGCGAGCUGAGCUUCGCCGCUCAUUCCUUCUACCACAAGCUGCGAGCAGCCGAGCAGUACAUGCCGCGGGCCACCUACCACGGCAACGUGACGCUGCUGCGCGCCAAGACUGGCAGCGUGUACGGUGAGGGCCUGGGUGCCGACUACAACCUGUCCCAGGUGUGCGACGGCAAGGUGUCCGUGCACGUGAUUGAGGGCGACCACCGCACGCUGCUAGAGGGCAGCGGCCUGGAGUCCAUCCUCAGCAUCAUCCACAGCUCCCUGGCUGAGCCACGUGUCAGCGUCCGGGAGGGCUAGGUGCCCCCGUGGCCGGGGCAGGUCCUGCCGGUGGGACCCUCCCCCGUCCCCGCCCCACUGCCCAGCCCAGACCCCUGCCCGCGCCCUGUGUGCCGCCAGCAAAGGGACUGACAGCCCUGCCCACAGCCGCCAUCUCCUCCUGCGCCAUGGCGGCCACGGGGGGCUGCGCCACCGACUCGGAGACCUGCCUGGGUCUGUGAAAAGUCGGCCCAGCUGCCAGCCGCACGGGAUCCCCCACGUAGGUCUGUUUCUUGCUUCUCCAUUUGAUCCUCCUAUUUAUUGCGUCGCUGGGGAGACGCCAGGGCCUCGUCCACCCUGUGCAGGCCGGCGGCGCAGGAGCCUCCAGCCCUGGGGCCCCCAUGAUGCAGGGGCCUGCGGAAAGGAGCAGCCCCGGGCGCGUCGGGGCACCCACCCUGUGUUCGUCUGUGUUCAUUUUUCAAGAAACAUGAUUCAAAUUGCUGCUGGAA
Molecule: messenger RNA, 8063 nt
Organism: Hyaena hyaena (striped hyena)
Lineage: Eukaryota; Metazoa; Chordata; Mammalia; Carnivora; Hyaenidae
Gene: FASN
Product: fatty acid synthase
Exons: 42
Coding region: 49-7596 (2515 amino acids)
Biological process (GO): fatty acid biosynthetic process
Cellular component (GO): cytoplasm
Molecular function (GO): phosphopantetheine binding; fatty acid synthase activity; 3-oxoacyl-[acyl-carrier-protein] synthase activity
Source: RefSeq, a predicted model, not a curated record